GCCGGGCGCGGCUGGAGUGGGCCGCCAUGUCCUUGCUGGCCUUCGGCACGCUGGGGUGGUGGCUUGGGGCCAUCUGCCCCUGGACGAUGCUCGGCGGAGGCAGCAGCGGCGAGGUGAGCGACGAGGUGCGGCGCAUGCGCGAGGAGUUGGAGGCGCUGAGGGCUCGGCUGCCUGCCGACGGCGACGGAGGCGACGCGGUGGCCUCAGAGGCUGCCGUGGCGGACGCGGGCGGGGCAGUCCCGCCUGGCCUCGCAGCUCCGCUCGCGGGAGGCUGGCCGCACGGGAUCCCGCCGCUGGGGCCCUCGGCUGCUGGCGGAGGCGCAGGCACCACGGCCGCUCCCGCAGGCUCAGCAGCGCUGGGCGACCUGGCGGCCUGGUGCGGCGCGGCUCCCGCCCACGGAGGGGCGGACGCAGGAUGCGGACCACCUCAGAUGCAUGCCCCGCUGACGGACGGUGGUGCGACCAAGACGGCAGCGGCACAGGUGAAGACGCUGCUGAGCGGGUUCGCCGCCGGGGCGAGGAGCGAUCCCCUGUGGGCUCAGCGCUUCUGGGCGGCGGUGGCCGACCUGGAGGCAGCGGGGGCUCUCCCCGGCGCCGUGCUGGUGACCCUCAAGGGGUACGGCUACCUGGGCCGCGAGACGGCAGGAGCGCCUCGCCUGGGCGAGCUGCUGGCCGCGCUGGAGGCCAUGAGCACAGCGGCUGUGCCCCUGGGAGGCUCGGGCGGCUUCGCCACGCCUGCCGGCGGCCUGGCCGCGUCGGGCGGUGGCAGCUGCGACAUGCGCUGGGGUGCGGCGUUGCCCCCGGACAUGCAGAGGGCGGCGCCAGAGAUCUACCGCGCCAUGCGCGCCGAGGGCAGCAGUGGAGCUCGGGACUGGCUGAGUGUUCGCUACACAGGGUCUCGCACGAGUGGCACGUGGACCGACCUGUGGACGAUGGCGACGGCGAUCGAUUUCAAGCUCAGAACCUGCCAGAGCGACGAGGAGCUGAUGCGGACCCUCGGCACGGACGAUAUGCUCGAGCUGUCCCUCCGGAGGCUGGCUUCCUUCGUCUACGAGGUGCGGAGCGGCGACAAAGCGGGUGCCGCUCACAUGCUGGGAGUGGCCCCGCCUGGAGGGCAGACCGACAUCGCUCCGACCUGGCUCGUGCAGUCGGCCUCCAGCCACAGCAAGCUGGAACACCAACGACGGGAGCGCGCCGAGGCGGAACUCCGCUCGAGGCGCAAGGCCGACAAGGGCAAAGACAAGGACGGCAAGAGGGAGAAGAAGGGCAAGGGGGGCGGUGUGUGGGUGCCGACCACGCACCCGGGCAAGGAGGCGUUCAAGGAGUUGAUGGAGGUCAUGCAGAUCUCCGAGAAGUUCUUGCCCAUCAGGUACCGCUCCAAGCUUCGAGUUUGGGAGUGGGCCAACCAGUUCCUCCGCGGGGUGAACUCGAUGUACGGAGGGGACUGUCGAGAACUCACACGCCGCCCUUUUGUUGGACCUCUGACGAUGAAGACUUGGGCGGCGAUCGAGCGCUCGCAUCGCCUAGCUUUGCGCGAGGCGAAGCGCAUGUGUCAGGCGCGCCGGGAUUUCGAUCCGACUGGCGCCCAGGCUCUGCUCGCAUUGGCGGGGCCCGCAGCGGAGGAAGAGUACGGCCAGAGCAGGAGGGUCACGCCCCACGUGACGCUGAAGGCCUGGGCCGUGGACGAGCCCGCGUCGGACAGGAAGGUCAGGAUGCUGGAGGCCCUCGACCCCGAGGAGGCGGCCUUCUACGAGCUGGAGAGCAACGUCAUGGCCGACCCGGAGACGCGGAGCCAGGUGAUCUUCAAGGAGCUGGAAACCAAGUACGGCUUCCUGGGGGGCGAGUACGACGAGUACGUGGAAUACCUGAACAGACCCGACCUGGUGAAGGGAAUGUGGAAGUUCGCAAAGGAGAACGAGAUACGAGCCGUGGCAGGGCUCACGGUUGUGCCGAAACGCUCGGGAGAUCGUCAACGCAAGAUCCUGAUGACCUGCGCCUUCAACUACAUGACGAGGGAGGUGCAGGAGCGCGAGGAGCACGGCCUUCACGGGGGAGGAGCCCUCCUGCGGUUGCACGCUGGUGGCGAUGCGAUCGCGGGGGCCGCGCUGGACGAGUCCAACGCUUUCUCCUACGUGGAGGUGCCGAGCUGGAUGUGGCCAUGGCAGGCCGCUCCCCCCGUGCUGGCGGCGGACGUGUGGGACCUCCUGGACGUCAAGCAGCAGCUGGAGGUGAUGCCGCAGGAGUGGAUCUACCCGAUGUGGACCCGCUUGGUCAUGGGCAACUCCCACUCGGUGCACGUGCUGAUGAAUAUCAACAUGAGGGUCGUGGGUAUGACGUUGCAUCACCACUUGAACAUCGGGAAGACCGAGGCUUUCGACUCAACCGAGGAGUGCCAGCUCUGCGCUGGCGGCGAGGACGAGGACUGGGUGGCGCGCCAGGCCCUGCGGCGCCAGGCGACCGCCCCGUCCGUCGGUUACGGAGUGCAGGAGUGGUGCAGCGCAGUGCGGGCGGCGAAGGCGUCUCGCCGACGCGUGUUCGUGGUGCUACACCUCUUCUCGGGCCCACGGCGCGCAGGCGACCUGGAGGAGCACCUGACCGAGCUGGGCAGGGACGAGGACCUGGAGAUCCUCGUGCUGUCGUGCGACCUCGGGUUCGACUCGCGCUGGGACCUGACCAAGCAGGACACCUUCGACCUCCUCAUGACGCUGAUCGAGGAGGGUUUGGUGGACGCGGUGGUCGGAGGCCCACCCUGUGCCACGUGGAGCCGCGCCCGCUUCGUCGACAUGGCGGGCGGACGAGGGCCGCGCCCCCUCAGGCGGCGAGGGAUGUGGGCUUGGGGAGUCCCAGCCCACACGUUGACCGCCUACGAGAAGCAGCGCCUGGACGAGGGCAACGUGGCCAUGCUGAACUUCCUGUCCUUCUGCGAGGCCGUGGCGCUUCGCGGAGGACUCUGGCUCAUGGAGCAUCCCGAGGACCCAGGGGAGGAUCCUUUCCCGUCGGUGUGGGCGACGGACUUGGAGCGAGCGCUGGAGGAGAGAACGGGGGCUACGAGAGCAGUCUUCGACCAGUGCACCUACGGCAGCCCCACCCGGAAGCCCACGUGUCUCGCCGGCAACUUAUACCACCUGGAGAUGCUCGACGGCCGCCGCUGUCGAGGAGACCACCGCCACGAAGUGAGCGUUGGGAAGCAAAACGGGAAGUUUGUUUCGGCCCGCCUGGCCGCCUACCCCGACAGGCUCUGCUGUGCGAUUGCCGGCCUCUUUGUGAUGAACUUCAAGAGGAUGCUGGCAGAAGGGAGCGGCCCUACGGGGCAUUUGAGAGCAGACAUCGCGGUCCGACGCAUAGGAGACUACUCGAGACGGACAGCUGGAGCCAACUCCAAAGGCCUACUGGUGUUGAACGAGGUUUCGGCGAGGGGCAGGAACGCGAUCCUGCGAGAGGCGGACGUCGGCAUCUACUUGCACAUCGACGACUGCCUGUUCAUGUCCCAGCUGAAGGAGCGGCCCGAGUCGGAGUUGGAGUGCGACGUGGCCCUCCACAAGUCCGCCGAGGCGCUGGAGAGGAUCGGUUUCCUGGUCAAGGACCGUCGGAGGAGGGGCGAGAUGACCAAGAUCAUCGGUUACGAGCUGGAGGAGAGACCGGCGAGGGUGCGGGUCCCUGCCGCGAAGGCCCUCCUGCUCUACCGCGCCCUGGAGCACCUCACCCGCCAGCACGUGGUGAACCUAGACAGCCUGAGGUCCGUCAUCGGCGUCUGGAUCUGGGCGGCGCUCGUGGCCAGACACUGGCUGGCCGCCCCCCAGCACAUCUUCGCCUUCGCCGCACUCGAGGGCCCGAGACGACGCCGGUGGUGGAGCUCGGCUCGACGGGAGGCAGUGGCCAUGAUGAGGGGGGUGAUGGGCCUCUACGCCGACUUGGGCGCGCCCUUCUACCCCGUCACCCUCGCGACGGACGCGGAGGGCGACAACGCGGUGGACGCGGGCGGCUUCGGAGUGGUCGGCGCCCUGCUUCCCGCGGAGGUCCAGGAGGCCAUGUGGGAGGCGGGCCUCAGACCAGGGAAGGCGCUGCUGCGCAACGGCCAGAUCGAGAAGGUGGUCAAGCGCGGCGUCCGCACCUUGAAGGCUUUCACUCCUGUGAGUGCGAUCCCCGCCGAGGCGCUGAGCUCAGACAUCGAGUGGACCGAGCUGCUGGCCGGGAGGUGGAGGUUUGCCGACCACAUCACCCUGGGCGAGGCUCGAGCCGCACUAGCGCCGCUGGAAAGGCUAGCCUGGGCGAGCCACGCCCACCGCACCAAAGUGAUGAAUAUGGAAGACAACAUGGUAACUGCUUGGGCGUUCGCCAAGGGGAGGUCGACCUCUGGAGGCCUCAACUACGUACUACGGAAGCGAGCGGCGCUCUCGGCCAUCACAGACAUACGGCAGCACCUACCGUGGGUGGACACGGAGAGGCAGCCCGCCGAUCAGCUCUCACGAUCGAGACCAUGUUUCGACGCUUUCUCGAAGGAGCCCAGGCCCGAGGGGCCGCCAGCAGCCGCAGUCGACCCCCACCUGGAGGGCAGGGUCACCGCGAAGACGCUGGACCACUAUAAACUUGCAGCCGCCCGCCUGGUGUCGUGGUGCCAGCUGCACCACGCGUCUCCGUGGACACCGGACGAGUGGGACGACACGCUGAUUGAAUUCAAACAUAGCCUACGCGAGGAGCUGACGAGGGCGCAGUUCAUCACCACCGUCAGCGCGCUGGAGUUCCGUUUCCCGAGGCUGAAGGGCAAGCUGGCCUGCGCGCACGCCGCCAUCAGAGGAUGGACGAUCCUGAACCCUGUCAGGCACACCGUCCCCAUGACGUCGAGACCGAGCAGGUGGAUGGCAGUACAGAUCGCCAGCCGAGGACGGCCGCGCCUGGGCGCAGGCGUCGCGCUCCAGGCCCACGUGGGCCUGCGGCCGUCCGAGAUGCUGGGGCUCACGGUGGACGACCUGACUUUCCCAGAGGACGGCGGCUACCAUCAGAGUGAGGGGGCCCUCGUGAUCGGGCUCGGCCUCAAGACCGGUACCAAGGCCAAGCGGGCCCAGGCUGUGGCGCUCCGCUUGCCAAAAGAUGCCGUCUUCUUUCGCAUCCUUCGUCACCUCCGCUCGAUUACGCCUGCUGGCCAACGCCUUUUCCCGUACCCCAUGGAGGUCUAUCGGAGGGAGCUCAUGGAGAUCCAGAAGGGGUACGGGCUCGACACAAGGGGCCAGUUCGAGGGGCUCACGAUCAUCGCCAGCCUCCUGGCGCCCGUCCCGCAGCUGCCCUGUGGGGCCUCCUGGCGGGCGGAGACGCCGCCAGCCGCCGCGGCGCCGCCUGGGGCCGCGGCCGGGGGGGUCGCGUCCGUGCAGCUGGCCGCGCCAGUGGAGCAGCCCGCCACCGUGCCGCGAGGGAGCGUGGCCGUGCCUAGGGCACCGCCACGCCGCCGCGGCUGGGCGAACUGGCUGGGUGGCCUAGCCGCCGCACGCGCGGCGUCUUCGAGGCACCUGAUGAUGCUGCUCGCCGUCCUGGCGGUCCUCCCCGCGGCCCUCUUUCCGACGGCGACGAGGGCGGUGCGCGCGGCCACCGACCUUGUGGAGGGCGUGGGAGGAGCCGCCAGCGGGGUGCUCGCGUCGGGCGCCAACGUGACCGACUCGGCGGCCAAGUUCGUGGCGGCCAUCACGGAUGGCUCCCUCUCCUUGGGCGAGACGGCGUGGCGCGGCUACGACCUGUUGAACGUAUCGGCCACCUGCAAGUCAGGGCGCCUCUUCCUCGACUCGGGAGAGGACAUCGAGGCGCUCGUGCUCAGCGAGAAGGGAAGCAACAUCCUGCAGCUCCCCGCCGAGUGGACCCAGGAGCUGGUGACGGCCAUACGUGUCGUGGCGCCUGGGCGCCCCGUGGUGGACAGUGACUACCAGAAGUUUCACCCGAAUGGCGACUUCCAGUCGCUUAGCAUUCAGGUCCGCUGGUUGAGGACGGGCCACGUGGCUCUAGCCUGGCGCGCGGCGAACGUGACUUUCCGACCCCGCUGGGCGAAUCCGACCUGGGCGCUGAUGGGCUACGACUUCGGACCUCAGGCUCCAGAGAUAGGGCGGACGCUACAAUCCCUCGUGCAAGACACGAUGGCGCCGCCCAACCUGAGCCUGUCAAUCGCGGACAUCGAAGAUGCCCCAGGCAUGCCUUCUGCCACGUGGCCCUGGUUUUUGCGAUGGCUGGGACGCCAGCUCCGCUACCUGGCCAUCGGCAUAGAAGAGCGCUG
Molecule: messenger RNA, 6253 nt
Organism: Prorocentrum cordatum
Lineage: Eukaryota; Dinophyceae; Prorocentrales; Prorocentraceae
Source: the annotation of a GenBank genome assembly